UAGAGGUUGGCAGAAUUCUCACACUGGUUCCCUGGCCUGUGGAGUGAGGGCUAUUAUGGCUGGGAAGGCUAAAUGGAAGCCCUUAGAGCUGCCUCUGCCAAAGAAAAUAGUGAGCCAAAACCAGUAUUGUAUUCCUGGAGGAACUGCAGAAAUUACACCUCCAUCAAGGACUUGAAAGAUGCAGGGUGGUGGUUCCCACAUCUCCCUUUAACUCUCUAUCUGGCCAGUGCAGAAGACAGAUGGAUCAUGGAGAAUGACAGCUGACUAUUGAAAGCUAAACCAGGGUUAACCUCGGAAGAUUCGCGAUGCAGCGGGCAGCGGUGCUGGUGCGGCGGGGCUCCUGCCCCCGCGCCUCGGGCCCCUGGGGCCGUAGUCACAGCAGCGCUGCAGCCGAAGCCUCGGCGGCGCUCAAGGUGCGACCAGAGCGUAGCCCUCGAGACCGCAUCCUCACCCUGGAGUCCAUGAACCCGCAGGUGAAGGCCGUGGAGUACGCUGUGCGGGGACCCAUCGUGCUCAAGGCCGGCGAGAUCGAGAUGGAGCUGCAGCGGGGUAUCAAAAAACCAUUCACUGAGGUAAUCCGAGCCAACAUUGGGGAUGCCCAUGCUAUGGGCCAGCAGCCAAUCACCUUCCUUCGUCAGGUGAUGGCUCUCUGCACCUACCCGAACCUGCUAAACAGCCCCAGCUUCCCGGAAGAUGCUAAGAAGCGAGCGCGGCGGAUCCUGCAGGCUUGCGGUGGAAACAGCCUGGGGUCUUACAGUGCGAGCCAGGGCGUUAACUGUAUCCGAGAGGACGUGGCAGCCUUUAUCACCAGGAGAGAUGGUGUACCUGCAGACCCAGACAACAUUUACCUGACUACUGGAGCGAGCGACGGUAUUUCUACGAUCCUGAAGCUCCUGGUCUCCGGCGGUGGCAAGUCACGGACCGGGGUGAUGAUCCCCAUCCCACAGUACCCCUUGUACUCCGCGGUCAUCUCCGAGCUCGACGCCAUCCAGGUGAACUACUAUCUGGAUGAGGACAACUGCUGGGCUUUGAACGUGGACGAGCUCCGGCGGGCACUGCGGCAAGCUAAAGACCACUGUGACCCUAAAGUUCUCUGCAUCAUCAACCCCGGAAACCCCACAGGCCAGGUACAAAGCAGAAAGUGCAUAGAAGAUGUGAUUCACUUUGCCUGGGAAGAGAAGCUUUUUCUCCUGGCUGACGAGGUAUACCAGGACAACGUGUACUCUCCGGACUGCAGAUUCCACUCCUUUAAGAAAGUGCUUUACCAGAUGGGGCCUGAGUACUCGAGUAAUGUGGAGCUUGCCUCCUUCCACUCCACCUCCAAGGGCUACAUGGGCGAAUGCGGCUACAGAGGAGGCUACAUGGAGGUGAUCAAUUUGCACCCCGAGAUCAAAGGCCAGCUGGUUAAGCUCCUCUCGGUCCGCCUCUGUCCGCCAGUGUCUGGACAGGCCGCGAUGGACAUUGUUGUGAAUCCACCGGUGCCAGGAGAGGAGUCCUUUGAGCAAUUCACCAGGGAAAAAGAAUCCGUCCUUGGUAAUCUGGCCAAAAAAGCAAAGCUGACAGAAGAUCUGUUUAACCAAGUCCCGGGGAUCCAGUGCAACCCCUUGCAAGGAGCCAUGUAUGCAUUCCCUCGGAUUCUCAUCCCUGCCAAGGCCGUGGAGGCAGCUCAGUCCCAUAAAAUGGCUCCAGAUAUGUUUUACUGCAUGAAACUCCUGGAAGAAACUGGCAUCUGUGUCGUGCCUGGCAGUGGCUUUGGACAGCGAGAAGGCACCUACCACUUCAGAAUGACAAUUCUCCCUCCAGUGGAGAAACUGAAGACAGUACUCCACAAGGUGAAAGAUUUUCACCUGAAGUUCCUGGAGAAGUACUCAUGAGGAUGCCUCUGCACCAGAGAGAGACCCCAAUACCACCCAGGCCUUCCUCAUGGACUCUGCCUCAGACCUCAUGCAGGUCACCAACCCUGUUCAUCAUCAUUUUCCAAGGAGACUUCUUUCUUUGUGCCUUGAUGUUCGAGAGUUCUUCUGAGCAAACAGUGAUUUUGCAAUGUCUCCCGGGCCCUGUUUUUUUUUUUUUUUUUUUAAAUGCCACCAAAGUAGUCAACCUGCUUGGCAGAUGUAAUUGAGAUUCUCUGACUUGCUGUUCUGUUUGGAAAGUACUUUUGGGUUUUAAGCAGCCAGGCUACAUUGAAAUGAGAUAUUUCAGAUCUGGAGAAACAAGCAGGUGUUGGGAAAUACGUGACUUAACAUGAUAAGGGCUGGGUUCCAGAAACCAACAGUGAGAUCUGUGAAAUAAAACCCUUACCAGUGUGGCAGCGCAGCGUUUUGGACAGUAAACCUGCAAGUCUAGUGAGGACUCAGAGAAAGCUGUAGCACAGCACAGACAACAUGGAAGUCAGUAGUAGGACAGGGCUCAUCAGAGACCAGGUUAGAUUACACUGGCUUACCCUACAGCAGUUUUCUCCAGGUUUGGCUGAGCCUUUAUGCACACCAUUGCCCUCUGCUGGUGGCAGCCGAGAUAAGCAAGGACUGAAAAUGGAUCCUUUCACAAGGCCCUGAAGGUUUUUUAACUGUUUCAAACUGACUCUGGUUCGUCCGUAACUAACGGAUCAUGGUGCCUGGUUACACUGGCUGCCAAGAAGGAGCACAUGCAAUCUGAUUCCGUGUUCUCGUCACAUCAGUUUCCUGCCUCCCUCCCUGAUCAGAGGACAGCAGCUUAUAUCAUCGGCCAUCCCUGUGGGUCACAAGGUAGCAGCCACCAAUCAAGUGUAUUCCUUGAAUUAGCACACCUGGGUGGGCCGUGUGCACACCCAGGACAUUGGUGCUACAGGGAAAGCCAGGCCAGGUUUUCCUCUCCAUCUCUUAACCGUCCCUGUCCUUCAGUGAGAGUGCGGGACUCCAGCUCAGGAGUCUGGGUACCCAGGGGAGCUUAAGGAGCCAGAGAGAGAAGGAAGUAGCACAAGAAUGGAAACAGCCUCCUGCCCUAGAAUCCCACACUGCAGGGGGCGCAACUGAGAAAAAGAACUUCAAGUUGUUAACACUCACGGGCAAGCGAGAGGCACCUUACUGUGGAGGAAACAGCCACAUCCACAACAGGAUGCAAUGCUCUAUAACUUUUCCUUUAAAGCCGAAAAGCUAGCAUGUAUGCUUGCUGGGCAUUUGAUCCAGAUGUGCUCCGGAGUUCUGAGAUUCUUCCAUGAAAGGUUAACUAGAGGCUAGUAUAUUUUUUAUAUUUUUGUAACAAUUGGCUUUUUUCAUGGGGGGUGGGGGGGUGGAGGUGGAAGAGUUUAGUAUUUAUAGGCCUAACGAGUCCAAUAAUUUUUAUAAGUGUCUUCAGACUAUGGACAAUCCUCCAAAUUUUGCAAAUGUUUACAUGUUUUUUUUUAAGAUGAUAAAUACGCUUGAUUUGCUUUUUAAAUAAAAGUUUUAGCUGUUCUAAGAGAUUAACUUCAAGUAGGAAUGAAUGCUGGUUAUGGUAGUUGGGAUUUUCUACAGGUUCUGUUCCCAUGCCUUUUCUACGCCGGCCUCACUCAAGAGCCCUCAUGUGGGUGUGGCUGUGAAGCCUGAACAGGCUGGACCUGGACAGCCCCACCUCAGAGACAUUGUUUCCACUUGGAUGUGAGCAGGCACAGGCCUGCCUGCCCUUUGCUACUCAUCAUUAUCAGUUCUUCCAGCCUCCUUGGCGUGGGUCCUGGUCAUAGCCCUGCUGGGAGGCUCUGAACAAUAAAACAUGAUCAGCUUGGUCAAUAAAAUCUAAAAGUUGCGUGGGGCUGAGUAUGGUGGCACACUUUAAUCCCAGCACCGGGGAGGCAGAGGCAGCCUGGUGUCUGUGAGUUUGAGUCCUGUCUGAUUUACAUAGUAAGACCCUGUCACAACAAAAUUGAAAACAACUACAGAAGCAAUAAAUAGUUGAGUGGAUGUCACUAA
This is a messenger RNA of Rattus norvegicus (Norway rat), 3923 nucleotides long. Lineage: Eukaryota; Metazoa; Chordata; Mammalia; Rodentia; Muridae. The record is from RefSeq and is a predicted model, not a curated record.